Messenger RNA from Entelurus aequoreus (snake pipefish), 1724 nucleotides. RefSeq names its product sodium channel subunit beta-4-like. The transcript has 6 exons. Gene Ontology annotation, biological process: regulation of sodium ion transmembrane transporter activity; regulation of ventricular cardiac muscle cell membrane repolarization; cardiac muscle cell action potential involved in contraction. Gene Ontology annotation, molecular function: sodium channel regulator activity; transmembrane transporter binding. Bases 146 to 805 code for a protein of 219 amino acids. Lineage: Eukaryota; Metazoa; Chordata; Actinopteri; Syngnathiformes; Syngnathidae. The record is from RefSeq and is a predicted model, not a curated record. Gene Ontology annotation, cellular component: membrane; voltage-gated sodium channel complex.
CUGGGACGGGAGGGGAGACGAGGGAGGGACUGGAGACUAUAGGACCACCUUGGUGACGGACACAUUUUGGGUUGUUUUUGUUGUUGCCUGUGACGGGGUUAGACCAGGACAACGUUCAGGUUUGGGAGACAAGACAGGUGGUGCCAUGGCGUCGUUGGACAAGACCGGCUGGAGUGUGCCAAGACUGCUAGUUGCACUGCUGCUGGGUGUACUUCGGGUGAAUGGGUUGGAGGUGUCGACCGGAAAAGUGUCAACAGUCGAAGCGAUGAACGGCUCCACGGUGCUGAUACUAUGCACAUACAACUCCUGCAUUGGCAUUAGAGACCUCUUCUUCACCUGGCACUUCAACGGGACCGUCAAACUCUGUGAAGGGAGGAUUCCUAAAGAGGGUGUGGAACCCAAGGUGAAAGUGGAGCACAAGCGAGUAGAAUUUGUGGGCUCUACAAAAAGCAAAAAUAUCUCCAUCCUGCUGUGGAACAUCACCUUCGACGAUGACGGGGAGUACACCUGUUUUGCCAAAAAUCCUAAAGAGAAGGGCCGCAACCACAGCGCCGUAUUCACUCUCAAAGUGGUAAACGAAAUGCAAGAGGUCGACAAUACUUUGACAACGAUUAUCGUCGCCGUGUUGGGCGGAGUCAUCGGCUUAGCUAUCCUCGCCAUGGUGAUAAAGGCCCUGGUGGUUCACUUCCUGCUGAAGGGCGACGAGAAGAAUAAAGAGUGCCUGGUUAACGCCUCAGGGAACGACAACACAGAAAAUGGACUUACAGGAGCCAAAGCUGACAACAAAGGAACACCAAAGGCGUGACACGGAAUGAGCGAACGCUGGAUUCGUACAGGGAAGCAUAUUUGGCACGAUUAUAACAGGUUUGUGAAUCGAAAAAAAAGUUCGGAAAUGGAGGUUGCACUGUACAUUGAAUACAUAUCUAUAUUCUAUAUCCAAAUAAGACACUAUUGACCUCUCACUUUCACUCAUUAAAGGCCAAAUUAACACAUGCUAUUAUAACAUACUGUGCAGUAUCUUCAAAACAUUUUCUGUUGUUGCAGAACGCGUCCUCUAGGUACAAUGCGAGUACUAGAGUAGUCAGUGUACAGCUUGUAUAGCAGUAUAGAUGUACUACGGCCAAAGCAAACGACUCAACGGACAAUAUUGUCCCAAUAGCAGACGACACGGUAUAAUAUACUGUACAGCAUAUCCAUGCCUUGUUUACAUUCGCCUAAUAAUAACAAUAAUACUGAAUGAUGUCAUGUGUGACACAAAAAAGUGAAUGUGCAAACUAGAGAAAGAACUUUUUGAAUAUGUGUUUUCCUUACGCAUUUUGACCUGUCUUGACUGUCAUGGUUGCCUGUUGUUUACAUGCGUUGCUGCAGUACAGUGCUGAUUACAGUGUGCACCACUACUGCCACCAAGCGGUCACACUCAUAUUGAAAUGCAUUUUGGUCUCAGUUCAAUUAGUUACAAAAUAAAAUGUUCACAGUGAACAAAAAAAAAAAAAAAAAAAAAAAAAAAAAAUUACAUGCACCGGACUAUAAUAUAAGGGAUGUUUCAUUUGUUAUUAUCCGUGCCACGUGGGUGUUUUAUCAACAUUUUGAUUCAAAUUAAGCCAGAAUAGUAUUAAUAAUGUCAGAAUGGGGCUGACUACUAUAUUGUCUUUAAACUGCCGCAGCAGCUGGAACUCAUACUGCCAGUCCAGGAGUCUCAUGUCUGCCUAACAACAUAUUUUAAC